This is a messenger RNA of Microthlaspi erraticum, 4389 nucleotides long. NCBI's taxonomy places the organism in Eukaryota, Viridiplantae, Streptophyta, Magnoliopsida, Brassicales, Brassicaceae. The record is from the annotation of a GenBank genome assembly.
AUGGCUCAGAAACAGCUAAUCGAUUCUCUCACAUCUCACAUCGCUCUCUACCACUCCCAUUCUUCUUCUUAUUCUUCCACACCUAGUAAUCCUAGGUCGGCGAUCCUCCGAUGGUUCUCCUCUCUCAGCCUCCACCAGCGCCUCUCUCACCUCACCUUCGUUGAUCCCAAGUUCGUCCAAAUUCUGCUCCAGAUGCUCGGCUACAUCCGCACCAAAGGCCGUGGCUCUUUCAUCAUCCUCCCAGACCUCCCUUCCCUCGAUCUUCCCACCCUCUGCUUCAAAAAAUCUCGCGGCUUAAUCUCCAGGGCUGCCGAGUCCAACGCCUCUGAGCGUUCUGUUUUCGACUCCACCCGGCUCUUUGGUUCUACGCAAGGAGAGGCGACUCAAAAUUGCUCCUGCUCCGUCAAUUCCCUCGACUCGGUCCUCAUGGCCGAGGAAUUUCUCACCGACGUGGAUCGUUUCGUGGAGGCUAUGGAUGCGUUAUCGAAUGGGGAAUUCCUGAGAGGGGAAGAGAGUGAUCUGGGGUCGAAUUGGGUGGAACUGGAGUGGCUCAAAGCCAAAGGCUACUAUACAAUGGAAGCCUUCCUCGCAAAUAGGUUAGAGGUGAGCUUGAGACUAGCUUGGUUGAACACCAACACCAAUAGUGGCAAGAAAAGAGGAAUCAAACUGAAAUUGAAAGAGAAACUGAAGGAUGCUGCUGCGGCAGCAAAUGCAUAUUGGAGGAACAAGGCCUGUGUUGAUUGGUGGCAGAAUUUGGAUGCCGCAACACACAAGCAAAUCUGGACUAGUUUGUUCGGCAAGUCAGCAAAACCUCUGAUAUAUGAGAUUCUCAGAGAAGCAAAUCAAGCACCCCAGGGAGAAUUGUGGCUCUUCAAUUUUGGUGGGGGCACCUCAAGGGAAGGGCGUACGGAUACUUCCGCAGCCUCAUUCUUUGACAUGAUUUUGAAACCAGACUCUACCGUAGCCAGUAAUUUAAGUGCCUUAUACCUGCUUCAAGAAUUUGCUUCAUUGCUCAUCUCAUGCCAAAAUGGUUCAGUUCCACUACAGAGUGUUUUUUUCAGCUCAUUAGCUUCUCUCACAACUUUAGCUGAUUGCAUAUUAAGAAAACUACGGGGAUUUCUUAUGGUAGCCUCUGUUGAUUCUGUUAAACUUGAGCUUCUUCAAGACAAUACUCACAAGUGUUCCCCAAGUUCAUCAUCCAAGCAGAGUCUUGGUUCGACCGGCCGUAAAAAGAAAGGAAACCCCGGCAACAUGAAUAAGCCAUCCACAGAAAAGCCUAAAUCUAAUAAAAACCUGAUUUUGUCCGAGAAAAGCCUCAAGAAAGAUCAAGCUAAGUUGGAACUUAACAAAGGCAAACAUGCGGUAGAAUUCAAGAAAGUUCCUACAGCACCAACAAUGAUCAGUUGUUCCGAGGCCUCUGCAGCAAAUAUGGAGGUUGUCCCAGGGUUAGUUGCCAGGAAAGGAACAGCUAAAAAGAAAAGGAAAGAAAAGAAUAAGAAUAAGAAGUGUACAAGUUUAGAAAGCACCGGGGAAGCGAAUAAGUCCACAGUGAAUAGUUUUGCCAUCGAACAAGUUCCCAAAUGUGAUUCAAGCUGUACUUCUGCCAGUCAGCUUCCUGUGGAAAAUAUGGAUGCUCAGAGUAUUAGAGAGCAUGGUUCAGUCAGCUGUGAUAAGAAUGGCUCAGGUACAUGUGCAUCUGUAAAUGGUGCAGUUAAAUGUGAGUGUUCUGGAGAGGAUGAAUUGCACGACAAAACUGAGACGGAUGUGAUUUCAUCUAUUUUGACCUCUGCGGAUCCUGCCGGUGGUUCAAGCUGCGAGAACUCUCAAAAAUCUCGUAAAGACAUAUUGACGAGGUCUAAUGGGCGAUCCAGAACUUUGGAGGAAGGGGAAUCCCAGUGGAUUCACCAUCAGAGAAGAGAAGCAGGUUAUGGUAUUGCCUCCAGCAGUUCAGAAUUUUUUUCUUAUGAGUGGCCUGCCGUAGCUCCCAUGUACUUUUCACAUGUUAAUGCUCACCUUCCAACUGCCACCGAUAGACUUCAUCUUGAUGUUGGUCACAAUUUGCAUCCUUAUGUACGCCAACCUUUUGUGUCCUCUGUGCAUCAUGCUAGAAAUCCUUCCAUUGAAGGUACCCACAAACAAGUUCUCUCUCGACCCAUCCCCAUGAGUCUAGAUUGGCCUCCCAUGGUUCAUAGCAACUGCGGCUUGACAACAGCAUUCGCUUGCAAUUAUGAUUCUGGAAUUCUGGUGGACAUUCCUGAACAGAAGAACAAUCCCGAGCUAGGGAAUGAAUGCGAGCAUAACUGGAUGUUGGAGGAAGAUUUUGAGAUGCACACUGUCUCUGGAGUAGACUAUAAUCAAUAUUUUGGUGGUGGAGUCAUGUAUUGGAAUCCUUCUGAUCAUCUAGGGACUGGCUUUUCUCGCCCUCCGUCCCUUAGUUCUGAUGAUAGCUCUUGGGCUUGGCAUGAAGCUGAAAUGAAGAGGUCUGUUGAUGAUAUGGUUGCGUUUUCGUCUUCUUAUAGCACAAAUGGACUUACUUCUCCAACUGCGGCUUCGUUCUGUUCUCCUUUUGAUCCCUUGGGCCCGGCAAAUCAGCCUCUCGGUUAUGUUGUGCCAGGUAAUGACAUAUCUACUAAAGUACUGCAAGCUCCCCCAACAACAAGUGAAGCUGCAGGUGAAGAGGAAGUCUCUAGAACGUUAACUAGUUUAUCAGGGGAUGUUGAAGGAAACUCAGGAGACUCACUUCCUUACCCGAUUUUGCGUCCUAUCAUCAUCCCAAAUAUGUCAAAAUCUGAAUACAAGCGUAAUUAUGAUACUAAAAGCCCAAAUGUUCCACCUACAAGGCGCGAGCAUCCUCGUAUAAAGCGGCCACCAUCACCUGUAGUACUAUGUGUUCCACGGGCUCCUCGUCCACCACCACCUUCUCCUGUGAGCAACUCCAGAGCGCGUCGAGGUUUUCCAACUGUGAGGUCUGGAAGUUCAAGCCCCAGGCAUUGGGGUAUGAGAGGCUGGUUUCAUGACGGUGUCAACUGGGAAGAACCUUGUGGAGCGGAGGUUGUUUUGCCCUGGAGAAACAAAAGCCUUGCAGUUAGGCCCAUCAUUCAACCUCUACCUGGGGCCCUCCUGCAAGAUCACUUAAUUGCAAUGUCGCAACUAGGCCGAGACCAGGAGCAUCCUGACGUGGCCUUCCCUCUGCAACCACCCGAGUUAUUGAACUGUCCAGCGCAAGGGGAAUCUCUAUCAUUGAUCCACGGUCUUCUUAAUGACGAGAUAGAUUCUUUCUGCAAGCAGGUUGCUGCAGAGAAUAUGUCCCGCAAACCUUAUAUCAAUUGGGCAAUCAAGCGGGUAACCCGCUCUCUCCAAGUUUUGUGGCCCAGGUCUAGGACGAACAUAUUUGGUUCAUCUGCAACUGGUUUGUCCCUCCCUUCUAGUGAUGUGGACCUUGUGGUUUGUCUUCCUCCAGUGAGAAAUUUGGAACCUAUCAAAGAGGCAGGAAUUUUGGAGGGUCGCAAUGGUAUAAAGGAGACUUGCCUUCAGCAUGCAGCCAGGUAUCUCGCAAAUCAAGAGUGGGUAAAAACUGACUCCUUGAAGACGGUUGAAAAUACAGCUAUACCAAUCAUCAUGCUUGUUGUGGAAGUCCCUUGUGAUCUGGUAUCCAGUAUACAGUCACCAAAAGAGGGCCCAGACUGUAUCACCGUUGACCAGGACAGCAACGGGAACACUGAAAUGGUUGGAUUUGAAGAUUCUGCAGCAGCAAACUCUAGCUCUGGAAGCUUGGCAAAUGCAAAAUCUAUCCGUCUUGACAUCAGUUUCAAAACUCCAUCCCAUACGGGUCUUCAAACCACACAGCUGGUCAAAGAUCUAACUGAGCAAUUUCCAGCUGCCACACCACUUGCUUUAGUGUUAAAGCAGUUUUUGGCUGAUCGUACCCUGGAUCAAUCAUACUCUGGUGGUUUAAGCUCUUAUUGCCUGGUCCUACUGAUUACACGUUUUCUUCAGCAUGAGCAUCAUCUGGGGCGCUCUAUCAACCAAAACAUUGGGCGGCUUCUAAUGGAUUUUCUUUACUUUUUUGGUAAUGUGUUUGAUCCUCGGCAGAUGCGUGUUUCAGUGCAAGGAAGUGGUAUCUAUAGGAAUCGGGAAAGGGGUUAUAGUAUUGAUCCGAUACACAUUGAUGAUCCUCUGUUUCCAACAAAUAAUGUCGGGAGAAAUUGCUUCCGUAUACAUCAAUGUAUUAAGGCAUUUUCUGAAGCUUACUCUGUUCUGGAGAAUGAGCUCACAUGCAUUACCAGUCCAAGUGAUACAAGUACAAAAAAGAGUAUACGCAUGCUGCUUGGUCAGCCAAAGUAUCUAGCUGAGCCUGGCUAUCAAAAGCUUGGGAGAAUCAAAGGAUGA